UCACAUGGUCUGUAAAGCCGCUUGCAGCUUUUUAUGAAAGUGAUCACAGCAAAAAAAUUGCAUCCUGAAUCCACCGCUGACAGGACUGAGAAGGAAGAGAGAAAUUGAUGGCACGAAAAUGAAACUGUCAAGAGUCAUCAUUCUCCUUUUUCUGGGAGUGUUUUUUAAGGUUGCUGUGGCAGAUAGUUCCACACAGGUGUACUGGUUAGAGCUUGAAAUCGAGUCAUCGGUGUACGACAAUAUCACUGAUUAUCUGAAACAGCUGUUAAUAAUAAACAUAACUAAUGCAUCUGUAACAGACAUCACCAUCACAACAGAUUGCAAACUGGAUGAGACGCAUAAAAAUUGUUCAUGCAUGGUGGACUACACAUACAGUGAGGAAAUGUGCAAAAAAUAUGGCUGCUGCAAUGACACCUGCAGGCAGAAAGUUGAUGACAUUGCUGUGUGUCUGCCUAAAUCAAGAGUAAGCAUCAAUGGAGUUACUACAUUUGCAAACGAGUCUUGCAUACUUUUAUGUGAUCCAAGCAAACAAAAAACUGACGAGUACAAGGAAAACAACGAGAAAAUGAUCCAAAUGCUUGCAAAACAAUUCAGCACAUUGAAAAAUUUUGAUUCUCUGAUUAUCAACAGUUACAGGAGUGGCAGUGUGAUCGUAAAUUAUACGGUGCAGGUAAUGGGCUCAGUUACGCUUAAACAGUUGGAGAACGUUACCAACAGUCUGCCUGCUUCUGAUCUGAAAACAACAGGCUUUGUCGUUAUUGGAGGUCCUCAGGGUCCGAUUGAUAUCGACUCCUCUGUAAAUAUAACUUGUCGUCCGAAAGAAACCCUGGGAGUGGUAAGGUGGUACUUAAUAGAUGAGUGGAAUACAAAAAAAACAGAGAUCACAAAAGGACAAGAGGCAGACUUUACAAGCAACGUUUUGACAAUGGAGGACAAUGUUCAUCUAAAUCAUAUUUCAGGCAGCUGGAAAGGAUCAAUUCAGUGCGUGUAUGCAAAAGGGUCCAUACAACAUACAGCAAGUACAGUGUUGGACAUAGCACUUCUGCCAGAAAUACAGGCUAAGAGCACUCCCCAGUUUUCUGAUUGUAUAAAUAACCAAUUCAAAACGGCUAUCAUUGAAUGUAAAAUUUCAAAAAGUACAGAAAAUUACACGGUUACUUGGAAUACUGCUCUUAGUUUCACAGAAAUAGGACCAGAAAUCCAGAACAAUGUUUUAACUUACAAAGCACAGGCGAUCAUAAAUUGUGGAAUCAUAUAA
Carassius auratus (goldfish) is the source of this 1258-nucleotide messenger RNA. RefSeq lists its product as uncharacterized. The transcript has 11 exons. Bases 119 to 1258 code for a protein of 379 amino acids. The record is from RefSeq and is a predicted model, not a curated record. Lineage: Eukaryota; Metazoa; Chordata; Actinopteri; Cypriniformes; Cyprinidae.